Messenger RNA from Carassius carassius (crucian carp), 4230 nucleotides. It is a transcript of the gene bicd2b, whose product is annotated as bicaudal D homolog 2 (Drosophila). Bases 213 to 2675 code for a protein of 820 amino acids. NCBI's taxonomy places the organism in Eukaryota, Metazoa, Chordata, Actinopteri, Cypriniformes, Cyprinidae. The record is from RefSeq and is a predicted model, not a curated record. The transcript is spliced from 9 exons. Gene Ontology annotation, molecular function: cytoskeletal adaptor activity; dynein complex binding; dynactin binding. Gene Ontology annotation, biological process: microtubule anchoring at microtubule organizing center; regulation of microtubule cytoskeleton organization; protein localization to organelle. Gene Ontology annotation, cellular component: Golgi apparatus; cytosol.
AGCAAACCGAGUCCCCCUCCUAAUCUCCGGAAUGACAUCCGAACGAGAGAAAAUCAUGGAGUUCUACAUUUAAACAUGGGGAAUAAGUUUGUAAAAUUGAAUUUGAACUUUCACAUUAAGAAUAGUGCCUCCAAUUAACUUCAACUUCAUGGUUGAGAAAGAAGAAUCAACGGGCUCGGUCCGUUAUCGCCUGUGUUAGAGUGUGCCGGGUGAUGGCAAACAUGUCCGGGGAAGAGGACGGGUGUCCCGAGGCGCAGCUGGUCUCUGAAGCCGGGCCCAACUGGCUCCGCGCGGAGAACGAGCGCCUGACGCGGGAACUGAGCGAGACGAGCCGCGAGAAGAUCCAGGCGGCGGAGUACGGGCUCGCGGUGCUAGAGGAGAACCAGCAGCUCAAACAGCGCUUCGAGGAGCUGGAGAGCGAUUAUGAGAGCGUCAGACAUGAGCUGGACCAGCUCAGAGAGGCAUACGGCCAGGUUCACUCCACACAUAGGAAGGUGGCUGCAGAUGGGGAAAGCAGGGAAGAGUCCCUCAUCCUUGAGUCGGCAUCUAAAGAGGCGUACUAUGAGCAGAGAGUGCAGGAACUGCAGGCUGACCUGCGACAAACAAAAAACACCCUCACCAGCACCCAGGCGGAGAACGAACGUCUGGCCACCCUUGCACUAGAGCUGAGAGAGAAUAAUGAGAUUGUGGAGCUCCAGCGCAGUCGCCUGCGUGACGAUAUUAGAGAGUACAAGAUCCGUGAGUCUCGUCUGCUGCAAGACUACACUGAACUGGAAGAGGAGAACAUCAGCCUUCAGAAACAAGUUUCCACCCUUAAACAGGGUCAGGUGGAGUUUGAGGGACUAAAGCAUGAGAAUCGACGCUUGGAAGAGGAAGUGCAGUACAUCAACAGCCAGCUAGAGGAUGCCAUUCGGUUACGUGAAAUAGCUGAGCGUCAGCUAACAGAGGCUUUAGAAACCGUAAAGACUGAACGGGAGCAGAAAGCAGCUCUUCGAAAAGAAUUGACACAUCACAUGACCCUGGGAGACUCCCUUCUUGCCAGCUCAUUGGAUGGGCUCAAACUGAGUACAGACGAACCAAAUAACGAUGAGGCCAUUUUGGCAUUUGAAAACGGAUUAGCUAAAGUCAGUGAGGUUAACGACGAAGAUAACCGAUUGUCUUCUCCCAAAAGAGAUGGAAACAUCCGUCCCACACCAAGUCUGGUGGAUGACUUGUUAACAGAGCUGAACAUCUCUGAAAUCCAGAAACUUAAACAACAGCUCUUACAGGUGGAACGAGAGAAGGUGGCUCUACUCACCACUUUACAGGACUCUCAGAAGCAGUUAGAGCAUGCUCGAGGAGCAUUAGCUGAACAGCAGGAAGCUAUGACGAGACUUAGUGACGAUUUGGGUGUAAUGAGGAGAUUGCAGGCAGGCAAGGAGCGGCAGUCAGCCCUGGACAGUGAGCGAGAGCGGGACAGUCGAGAGGACAAUGAUGUGGACUAUUAUGAGCUGGAUAUCAAUGGGCCAGAGAUACUUCGCUGCAAGUAUGAAGUGGCCAUAGCAGAGGCAGGUGAACUGAGGGAGGAGCUUAAGGCACUAAAAUCGGAGCAUGAUGAGAUGAAGGCAGAGCAUGAGGAGGUACGGGCACGACUGGAGGGACACGUGCGUGACCUCAGUGUUCAAGUGUCUCAUUUGGAGAGCAGCAGCCGUGCAGACCGUGAUCAAGUCACUCGGUUGGAAAAGGAGCUGAAGGAAGUGAGUGCAGUUGCCGGCGAGACAGAAGGAAGUCUUAGUGUUGCCCAGGAUGAGCUUGUCGCCUUCAGUGAAGAGCUUGCAAACCUCUACCACCAUGUCUGCAUGUGCAACAACGAAACCCCGAAUCGUGUCAUGCUCGAUUUCUACAAAGAGGGUAAAGGAAACAAGACCGAAGGUAAAGAUCUUCAGUCUACUUUGACGCAAACCAGUGACAGCACAACUGAGACGCCAAGGUCUAACUCCACCGCUGCUGACAGCUUGACUUCUGUGACACCAGUCAGAGAAGAUCCAGGUCCUGAACCAAUGGACAUCUACAACCUAGUAGCUAUAAUUCGGGAUCAGAUACGCCACUUGCAGAAGGCGGUCGACCGUACCACAGAACUGUCCAGGCAAAGAGUUGCUUCUCUAGAGUUGGCCGCAGUGGCAGAUAAAGACCAAGCUGCUUGCAUGGAGGAGAUUUUAAAGCUCAAGUCCCUGCUGAGCACUAAACGAGAACAGAUUGCCACGCUGAGGACUGUGCUCAAGGCCAAUAAACAGACAGCAGAGGUUGCCCUGGCAAACCUAAAGAGCAAAUAUGAGAAUGAAAAGGCCAUGGUCACCGAAACCAUGAUGAAGUUGAGGAACGAGCUGAAGGCUCUUAAAGAAGACGCCGCUACAUUCUCCUCUCUCAGGGCAAUGUUUGCCACCAGAUGUGAUGAAUACGUAACACAAUUGGACGACAUGCAGAGGCAGCUGGCUGCAGCAGAAGAUGAAAAGAAGACUCUGAACUCUCUCCUGCGUAUGGCCAUCCAGCAGAAACUGGCCCUUACACAGCGAUUGGAGGAUCUGGAGUUUGACCAUGAGCAAUCCCGAAGAGGAUCUGGUGCUGGGCCAGGCAGCCGUGGGAAGGCUUCAUCUGGCCGUGGCAGGGGACCCUUAUCGUUUUCCAGCCCCCAUUAAUUUUAUUAGCGCUGGAGAUUAUCCGCAAAUGGUCAUUUCCCUCUUCCUUCGCUCAUCACAUACAGUACGUCCAGAAUACACAUGCCUGCUCCAAUUAUGGAAACAAGAAAUUUGUCCCUGGAUGUGGCUGCAAGAAAACACACAGGCUCACAUGUAAAGCCAACUGACCUAUGUUAUCAUGAUUCUGACUGUUUUUUUCUGCUUCAUUUUUGUUUAAUGUGCACUUUUAGUGCAUUAGUUAUGUAAGAGAUGCACAUUUCAGUAUACUUGGCACAUUUUUUGUGUUUGUGAAUUUUACGUAUUUAACUGAAAAACAAAAAUAAUAUAAGAACUGUGGUGUGUUUAUAGUAUUUUAUGCUUAACUGUCAGGUUUUAAGCAUAUUCCAGGGAGAACGAUUAUGUUAAUAAGGCCUAUAUUUGUUUCUUGUUUCUUGUGUAACUCAGUUUGAGGAACAAUAAGUUUGACUUGCUCCUGAAAAGUUUGGAGUCAAUUUCCAUAGUGGGUCAAGCAUAUGUUAAAUUCAAGACAUAAAAAAAUAUAAAUUCCAAAUUGGAAUACUUUCUACUUUUUUUGCCAAAUACUGCAUUAAGGUCAGCAUUUUGUAUUUUUACAUUGCAAUACAUACUUGUUUUAAACAUCGAUUAUCUGUUUUGUAUAACCCUCUCAUAAGACCUUCUGUGCCUUUUAUGCAACUAUUUGUUUUUGGUUUCAUAAAUAAAUCUAAGAGCCAUAGUCUUCAGUAUUUCUGUCAGUCUCGCUAUAGAUCUAGCUCACUUGGCCCACAUCUAAUUUGGACAAUUAAACACUCCUUGUGAAUGUCAACUCAGAUUGCUGGUUUAGGAGAUUUUAAAUGUUAUUAAGAAUAAGGUGUGUUCAAAUCAUACAUUCCUUUGAGGAAGUAAUGAUUUCUGAUGGCAGUCAUCAUGGCUGUCUGUUGAUGUUGUUGGUCAUUAUUGUUCUAUGCUAACCUUGCUAAUAAUUGAGUUAUUUGUUUGUAUUUCAGCAAGCAGAAAACUUUGCCUCAGAACAUUUGUGCCAUUUCAAAUUUAAGAUGUUUUAAAAUAACUUUUCCUUUUCUUUUGACUAAAAAAGUGCAAUUUUGUGCUGUUUCUGGAGUGUAUGCAAUAGUUUUCUAUUUGCUGAAACCGCUUCAUCAGCCAUGUCAUAGCUUUAUAUGACAUUGACUUUAUUUUUACACAUUUUUAUAGAAUGACCUCACGUAUUUGUUAUUAUUUAUUAAUAACCUUGGCUAUCGUUUCAGUAUUAAUGACUAGGUUUGUAUGCAUUAUUACCGGCACAUUCUUUGCAUUUCUACUUGAAAUCUGACAGGUACAAUGUAUGCUAUACUGCCUCGCCUGUUUUUUUUUUUUUUUUAUCAUUAUAAUUAUUAUGGUUUUACAGUGCUGAUGUAAAUGUUCUGCUUUUUUCUAAUCCUUUGUGCUCUGUAGUUUAUCAUGAGGAACACAUUAUAGGCCCUUGUCUGUCUUAACAUUUCUCAUUGACAAAAAAAAAAGAAGCAAAAAAAAUUAAUAAAUAAACUAAUAUAAAAUAUCA